AUGGGCGAGGAUGACGAGAAGAAGCAGCAGAUGGAGGACCCGCAAGACGUCCUCCAGCGAUGGCUCAUCGCGCGCGUCGUGUCGUCGUUCAAGUGCAAGCCCGAGCAGGGCGACGCGCUGCUCGCGCAGGAGGUGUCCUACGGCGCGAUCAAUCAGUUCCUCACGGACGUGGAGUGCCCCCGCCUGAUGAUCAUCGCCUCGCCGGACCUCGUCGCGACGACGACGCCGCCGGAGAAAUUUCGAAAGAAGACGCUGUGUUUCCUCAAGCUCAACCAAGAGGAACUCUCCCCGGAGAACGUCGACCAGGAGGUCAUCUACGGCGAUUUCGGCGACGUCCCGCUGGAACACCUCAGCGUGCUCGCGCGGGAGGUUUUCCUGCCGAUGCUCACAAACCCCCGGAAUCAGGUUGGGUGGCCCGAGGUGAUCACGCGCGAGGUGGUGGAGAACUUGCACAAGUUCAUCGCCAACGUGUACGUGACGAUCGGGCAGACGAAGGGCAAGACGCUGCUGCCGCUGCCGCCGGACGACGACGCGAAGCCGUCGACGUCGUCGAGCGCAGGGUCCGCGGCGGGGUCGGAUGCGGGCGGGCCUUCGUCGGACACGGAUAAGAUUCACGUGUUGGAGAGCGCCAUCGUGACGUGGACGAAGCAGAUCAAGGGCGUGCUGAAGAUGGACCCGGAGGCGGCGCUGAAGAGCGGGGAGAACCCCGGGCCGCUCGCGGAGCUGGAGUUUUGGGAGGACAAGGCUGCGAACUUGAACGCGAUCCACGAGCAGCUCUCCGGGUCGAAGAUUCGCAAAGUCGUCAAGGUGCUGGAGGUUACGAAAUCGUCCUACUACCCCGCGUUUCAUCGCCUGUGCGGCGAGGUGGCGCACGCGCGCGUCGAGGCGAACGACAACGUGCUGUUCCUCAAGCCGCUGGACAAGUACUUCCAACGGCUGAACAUCGGCGACGAGUUCCCGCAGCUAGUGGAGAUCUUCAAGCCCAUCAUGCACGUGGUCCUGAUGGUGUGGAAGCACUCGCACCACUACAACACCCCCGGGCGGAUCGUCGUGCUCAUCCGCGAGAUUUGCAACGACCUCAUCAUGCAGUCGCAGAAGUUUGUCGCGGGGAACGAGAUCUUCGAGGCGGAGCCGCCCGAGGCUGUGGAGAAGCUGAAGCAGACGUUGAAGGUGUGCGGCACGUUCAAGUCGUUCUAUUUCGACUACAAGUCAAAGACGAACAACGAGACGCCGCAGAACCCGUGGAGGUUUCAAAACUCCGCGCUGUUCAGCCGCCUAGACACGUUCCUCGAGCGCUGCCACGACAUCUUAGACUUGACGAUGACGGUGCUGCAGUUCAACAAGCUCGAGAGGGUGGAGAUUGGCGGCACCAAGGGCAAAUCGCUGACGAACAGCGUGCAGCAAGUCUUCGCCGAUUUCCAAGAGGCGGUCGAGAAGUUCCACGCCGUGGAGUACGACAUCAUGGACGUGGACAACAAGCAGUUCGAGAAUGACUUCUACGAGUUCCGGUGCGUCAUCAAAGAGCUCGAACGGAGACUCGGGUCGAUCAUCAUUCAGGGUUUCGAAGACUGCGUCACCGUCGCGGCUUCGUUCAAGCUGUUCGACAGCUUCGAAGGGCUCCUCGACCGCGAGAUCAUCGCGACAGAUCUGGAAAAGAAACAGAUCGAGCUCAUGCGUUUCUACGGCGACGACCUCAAGGACGUCUCGGAGAUUUUCGCGACGCAGAAGGACAACCCGACGUUGGCGAAGAACUCGCCGCCGCACGCGGGCGCGGUGUCCUGGGUGAGAGGCCUCGUGGCGCGCAUAAAGGAGCCGAUGGAAAAACUUCAGGGACUGAACAAGCUCGUCACGGAGACGGACGAGAGCAAGGACAUCCAGAAGCAGUACGACGUGCUCAUGGCGUCGCUGAUCGCGUACGAAGAGAACGAGAUCAAGCUCUGGAGCGCGGAGGUUGAGGCCACGGGUGAGGAAAAGUUGAAGAAAAAUUUGCUCGCGCCGGAUGAGAAGGGCGAGAUCCCCGGGAUCCUCCGCGUGAACUUCGACCCGAUGCUCGUCAGACUGCUGCGCGAGGUGAAGUACUUCCUCCUCCUCGGCGUCGACGUCCCGGCGUCCGCGUUGAAAGUCUACGAGAGGUCCGAGACGCUUCGUCAGCAGACGGGUAACCUCGACCUCAUCGUCGUGACGUACAACACGAUGCUGCGCAACUUGCUCGACGUGGAGAAGCCUCUCGUGGAGAAACGGCUCAAGGUGAUCGAAGACGCGCUUCAAAAGGGCAUCUCGAAGCUCAACUGGAACUCGCACAAGAUCAACGACUACAUCCAGGAGGUGAUGGGGUUCGUGAAGGAGCUCGACACGAUGCUCGAGACGAUCAAAGGGAACGUGGAGAAGACGCGUAAGGUGCUUCAGGGCUGGGCGGAGAACUUGAUGUUCAGCCGCAAGGAGGGUAAAACGUACGACGUCGAGGAGUUUCAGUCCGCGCAGAAGGACCUCCAGGCGAAGAGAAACGACGAGAUUGUCGAGGGCGCGGCGGCGAUCACGCGGUACCUCGCGGCGUCGAGCAAAGCGCUCAAGGACAUCCCGCGCGCGUCCAAGGCGUGGAAAGACUACGUCGAGUACGUCAACGACAUCGUCAUCGAGGGUUUCAGCAACGCGAUCAUGGCGUCCGUGGCGUACGUGAACGAGCAGGUGAACCCGGAGCUGGUGUCGAAGAACGAGACGGUGCCGCUCGUGGAGGUGCAGCUCGAGCUCCAGGCGCCGGACAUCUGCUGGAAGCCGGAGAUUGGCCAAACCGCGGACGGCGAGGGCGUGCGCGAUCGCUUCAACUCGUGGAUCGGGAACUUUCAGGCGAUCGGGACGCUGAUGAAACGCCUGGACAUCGGCGAAGGGAACUACACGCUGGAGCUCGAGGAGGAUUACAACGUCAUGGACGCCAUCUCGGCGAUUCAAGACGUCGUCCUCGCGAACGAGGCGGAGUGCAUCGCGUUCAAGGAGAGCUACACGAAGUACGAGUACCUGUGGAAGACGGACCUCCCGACCGCGCUCGCGACGUUUCUGGAGGAGAACACGAACGCGGAGGAGGGCCAGGACGAGCCGCCGCUGGAGUUAUUCGACGAGCAGAUCGCGCGGUACAAGGCUGUGCAAGAAGAGAUUCAGGCGCUGACGACGACGUCCACGAUCGCCUGGGUGAAGGUGGACGCCAAGCCGAUGAAGCAGGCGCUCGCGACGUGGAUCACGAAGUGGAUUUUCCUGUACACGCAGUACCUGUCGAACAAGGUGAUCAACAGCAUGGACGACCUGUACGCGUUCAUGAAGCUCGGAAACACCGUGCUGGACAUGGACCCGCCCGCGGAAAAGAAGGAGAGCGCCGCGGAGAAGAAGCAAAAGAUGCUCUACGACAUGAUGGCGUACAUGCGCGACUUGAGGAAACGCGAGGAGAAGACGGACGUCAUGUUCGAACCGCUGCAGGCGACGGUUGCUCUGUUGAAGACGUACGGCAUCUCCACGUCCGAGGAGGUGCUCAAGCAGCUCGAGGAGGCGCCGCUCGCGUGGAGCGCGCUGAAGAAGAAGAUGCUCAACGUCCGCGAGAAGCUGUCGUUGAUGCAGCAGCUCGAGGCGCGAAAGAUUCGCGAGGAGUCGGACAAGUUUGGAAAGCAGGUGGAGGACUUCCGGACGAUGUUCCAGAAGACGGCGCCCGUCACGGUGGCGGCGAGCACGAUCAAAGUCGACGACGUGCGACCCGCGUACGACAUCCUGGACCACUUCCACCACGGCGAGAAGGACGACAAGUUUAUCUUUGGCUCGUUGUCCACCAUCGCCACGGAGGCGAGCGCGUUGAAUGAAAAGCAAGAGCUCUUCGAGCUGCACGUGAGCGAUUACCUCGCGUUGCAACGCAGCGCCGAGGACCUCGCCUUUUUGAAGGCGCUGUGGGACAUGGCGUCGUCGGUCAUCUUCACGUUUGACAGCUGGAACAUCACGCUGUGGAACGCCAUCGACGUCGAGUUUCUCAUGGACGAGACGAAGAAGCUCGCCAAGGAGGUGAAGAUGCUCCCCAAGGGGUGCCGCGCGUACGACUUGUAUAAAAUUCUGGAGGAUCAGGUCAAGGCGCUGCUGACGUCGCUUCCUCUCGUGAGCGAGCUGCAUCACCCGUCGAUGCGCGAGCGGCACUGGAAGCAGCUCAUGAAGGCGACGGGGAGGCACUUCGUGAUGGACGACAAGUUCAGCCUCGGCGACUUGCUCAACCUCGAGCUGCACACGUGCGUCGACGCGGUGAGCGAGAUUGUCGAGCGCGCGCAAAAGGAGAUUGUGAUCGAGAAGCAGCUGAAGAAGAUCGAGGAGACGUGGUCGGGGUUGAACCUCGACUUCAAGCCGUUCCCGGACAGCGAGGUGUUGAACCUCGUCAUCGACGACUUGAUCUUGGAGGCGCUCGAGAACGACAACCUCGCGUUGCAAAACUUGGGGGGGUCCAAGUACGUCCAAGGGAACGCCAAGUUCAACGAGAUGACCGCGGAUUGGCAGAAGAAGCUCGGCACCGUGGACAACGUCCUCAACGUGUGGCAAGACGUCAGCAAAAAGUGGAGCAUGCUCGAGUCCGUCUUCGUCGGCAGCGCGGACAUUCGCGUCCAGCUCCCGGAGGACUCAAAGCGCUUCGACGGCAUCAACGCGGACUUCCAGGCCAUCAUGCGCGACGCCCCCGACGUGUUGAACUGCGUCGAGGCGUGCAACAUGGACGGCAGACUGGAACGUCUCGAGGUCAUGCUCGGUCUCCUCGAGCAGUGCGAGAAGGCGCUGCAGGACUACCUCGAGACGAAACGCAUCGCGUUCCCGCGUUUUUAUUUCGUCGCCCCCGCGGACCUUCUGGACAUCCUCUCGAAAGGGACCAACCCGCAGCUCAUCCUGCGUCACCUCUCGAAGUGCUUCGACAACGUCCACAACAUGUCCUUCCUCGAGGACGAGAAGGGGAACCCGUCGAAGAACGCCAUCUCGAUGUGGUCCGGGGAGAACGAAAACGUCGCCUUCAAGGAGCCGUGCAUCUGCGACGGUCCCGUGGAGACGUGGCUCGGCGCCGUCGUCGACUCGAUGCGCGAGGCGCUAUUCGUCGAGUUUGAAGCCUCCGCGCCCAAGUACGACGAGAUGCCGCGCGUGAAGUGGAUGUUUGAGCAGUCGGCGCAAAACACGAUCACGGUGUCGCGCAUGAUUUUCACGCAAGAGAUCAACGAGGCGUUCGAUCAGCUCGAGGAAGGGAACGACAACGCGGUGAAGGACAUGUGGCAGAAGCAGGUGGAUCAGCUCGCGGGCCUCAUCGAGGUUGUCAACGGGAAGCUCGAGAAGCUGGACCGGAAGAAGGUGCUGACGUUGUGCACCAUCGACGUGCACGCGCGCGACGUGUGCCAAAAACUCCUCGACGAACGCGUCGACGUCGGCAGCGCGUUCCAGUGGCAGUCGCAGCUGCGGUACGGCGUCCACGAGAAGACGGGGAAGCUCAUGAUUUACGUCUGCGACGCGGAGAUUCCGUACAUGUACGAGUACAUCGGGUCCCCGGGGUGCUUAGUCAUCACCCCGCUCACGGAUCGGUGCUACAUCACGCUGACGCAAGCGCAGAGGCUCGUCCUCGGCGGCGCCCCCGCGGGCCCCGCGGGGACGGGCAAGACGGAGACGGUGAAGGAUCUCGGUCGCGCGCUCGGCAUUCAGGUGUACGUCUUCAACUGCUCCGAUCAGAUGGAUUACAAGGCGAUGGGGCAGACGUACAAGGGCUUGGCGCAGACUGGCGCGUGGGGCUGCUUCGACGAGUUCAACCGCAUCCCGGUGGCGGUGUUGUCCGUGUGCUCGACGCAGUACAAGACGGUCCUCGACGCGAUUCGCGCGAAGAAGUCGCAGUUCAUGUUUGAAGACGUGGAGAUUUCGCUGCGCCCGUCCACGAUGGCGUUCAUCACGAUGAACCCCGGCUACCCCGGUCGCGCGGAGCUCCCGGAGUCGCUCAAGGCGCUGUUCCGACCGGUGUCCAUGUGCGUCCCGGAUCUGCAGCUGAUUUGCGAAAACAUGCUCAUGGGCGAGGGGUUCUUGCAGUCCAAGAUUCUCGCGCGCAAGUUUGUGAUUCUCUACAAGCUCUGCGAGGACUUGCUCUCCAAGUCGGCGCACUACGACUGGAAGCUACGGGCAAUCAAGACGACGCUCUACGUCGCCGGCGGUCUCAAGCGCGACCAGCCGCACCUCUCCGAGGACAAGGUGCUUCUGCAGGCGCUUCGCGAUUUCAACCUCGGGAAGCUCACCGCGGACGACCACGGCAUCUUCAUGGGUCUCCUUAACGAUCUCUUCCCCAAGAUGCUCGACCAAGUCCCGCGUCAGCGGAACGAGUCGUUCGAGGAUAAGAUUGUGAAGUCCGCGGUGGAGCUCGGGUACCAGCCCGAGGAGGCUUUCGUGUUGAAGAUCACGCAGCUCCGCGAGAUUUUCGGCGUGCGGUGGUCCGUGUUCCUUCUCGGCCCCGCGGGGUGCGGUAAAACCGCCGUGUGGCGGACGUUACUUCUCGCGCAAAACAAGUACGGCGAGAAAUCGCGCGCGGUGCCGGUGAACCCCAAGGCGGUGUACCGCAACGAGCUCUACGGAUUCCUCCACCCGUCCACGCGCGAAUGGAAGGAGGGGCUGAUGUCCGUGACGUUCCGCGACAUGUCGAACAACAAGGUGUACAUCAAUCAGUGGAUCGUCCUCGACGGCGACAUCGACGCGGAGUGGAUCGAGUCCAUGAACACGGUGAUGGACGACAACAAGAUGCUCACGCUCGCGUCGAACGAGCGCAUCCCGCUGACGAACUCGAUGCGACUUUUGCUCGAGAUCAACCACAUGGUGCACUGCUCCCCCGCGACGGUGUCUCGCGGCGGCGUGAUUUACUUGAACCAGGACGACAUCGGCUGGCAGCCGAUGGUGGAGUCGUGGAUCCAGUCGCGCGAGGCGGUGGACUACCGCCCGCUUCUCGUCGAGCUGUUCGAUCGCUACCUGGAGAAGUCUCUGGAGCACUGCCGGAGAAACUUCCGGACGAUCGUGCCGCUCGUGCCGAUGAACAUCGCGGGCACGGUGUGCAAGAUUCUCGAGGGAAUCAUCCCGUCUGAGAACGUCCGCGGGCAGAAGCCGGACAAGAAGCUCCUCGAGGCGCAGUUCGUCUUCGCGUGCGUGUGGGCCCUCGGCGGCGCGAUGCUCGUGGACAAGGUGGUGGACUUCCGCCUGCAGUUCCACAAGUGGUGGAUCAGCGAGUGGAAGGAGGUGCUGUACCCCGAGGGCGGCUUGGUGUUCGAUUACUACGUUAACGACGAAGCGCAGAUGACGCCGUGGACGGAUAAGGUUGAGGGCUACGGCUACAACCCGUCCGAGGCGUUCGCGAACAUCUUCGUGCCGAGCGUGGACAGCACGCGCCUGUCGUAUUUCCUGAACAGCUUCAUCAAGAACAAGCACUACUGCAUGUUCGUCGGAAACGCGGGCACGGGAAAAACCGCGCUCAUGCGCGAAAACUUGAAGAACCUCGACGCCGAGGCGUGGACCUUCUCCACGGUGAACAUGAACAACUUCAUGGACGCGCCCGCGCUGCAGGUCAUCUUGGAGCAACCGCUCGAGAAGAAGUCCGGCGUGCGCUUCGGCCCGCCCGGCGCGCGUCGCCUCGUGUACUUUUUCGACGACAUCAACAUGCCCUUCGUGGACAAGUACGACACGCAGACGCCCAUCGAGCUCGCGCGUCAAAACAUCGACUACCGCGGCUGGUACGACAAGAACAAGAUCGUCCUCAAGGAGGUGCUCAACUGCCAGUACAUGGCGGCGAUGAACCCCACCGCGGGGUCGUUCAACAUCACGCCGCGCAUGCAGCGUCACUUCGUGACCUUCGCGGUGCAGAUGCCGUCGAAGGACGCGGUGCGAUCGAUGUUUUCGCAAAUCAUCGACGGCCACCUGAUGGAGUUUGACAACGACAUCCAGAAAAAGGCGGCGGCGCUCGCGGACGCGUCGAUCGAGAUUCACUCGCUCGUCGCGAACACGUUUUUGCCCUCCGCGGUGAAGUUUCACUACCAGUGGAACCUGCGCGAGCUGUCGAACAUCUGCCAGGGCAUCUGCCGCGCGAUUCCGGAGUUUUACACCAACCCCGUGACCAUGGCGCGCCUGUGGAUCCACGAGUGCGAGCGCAUAUUCUCCGACCGCAUGGUGGCGCAGGCGGACAUCACCAAGUUUGACGAGAUGCGCGUCCUCGUGACGAAGAAGUACUUCAGCGACCUCGAGAUGGAACAAGUCGAGGCGCGCCCGGUGUCCUACAACGCGUUUCAGCAGUUUGACAACAACGACGAGGGCGCGUACUGCGCGUGCGCGUCGUACGAAAAGCUGAACAAGACGCUCGUGGAAAAGCUCGCGGAGCACAACGAGUCCAACCCGGUGAUGGACCUCGUGCUCUUCAACCAAGCCAUGGACCACGUGACGAGAAUCACGCGCAUCUUGAACCUCCCGAGAGGGAACGCGAUGCUCGUCGGCGUCGGCGGCAGCGGGAAGCAAUCGCUCGCGAAGCUCGCGACGUUCAUCUGCCAGUACGACGUGUUCCAAAUCUCCGUGACGUCUUCGUACGGCAUCGUCGACUUCAAGACGGAUCUCCUCGGGUUGUACACGAAGGCGGGCGUCAAGGGGACGCCGGUUACGUUUUUGAUGACGGAUUCGCAGAUCGUGAACGAGCGCUUCUUGGUGUACAUCAACGACCUCCUCUCGAGCGGGUUCAUUCCCGACCUCAUGACCCCGGAGGACAAGGAGAACAUGUGCAACGCGGUACGGAACGAGGUGAAAGCCGCGGGGAUCGUGGACACGAAUGAAAACUUGUGGGACUUUUUCAUCGACAAGGUUCGCAAGUACCUGCACGUGUGCCUGUGCUUCUCCCCCGUCGGCGACAAAUUCCGCGUGCGCGCGAGAAACUUCCCCGCGCUCAUCAACUGCACCGUCAUCGACUGGUUCCAGCCGUGGCCGCACGAGGCGCUCGUCUCCGUCGCCGGGCGGUUCCUCGCGGACGUCCCGAACAUCGACGAGGCGCUGUUGGAGAACUUGCAGUUCCACUGCGCCUUCACGCACAUGGCGGUCAACGACGCGUCAGGCGCGUACUUCAACGAGGACCGACGCUACAACUACACGACGCCCAAGUCGUACCUGGAGCUCAUCUCGCUGUACAAGUCGAUGCUCGAUCAGAAGCGACUCGACUUAAAACACGCCAAGGAACGUCUGGAGAAUGGGGUGGACAAGAUCGCGCAGGCGUCCGCGCAAGUCGCGGACCUUCAGGCGAACCUGAAGGAGGAGCAGGUCAUCGUCGAGGAAAAAAAGGCCAACACCGACGCGCUCAUCGUCAGCAUCGGCCAAGAGAAGGCGAUCGUCGACGAAGCCGUCGAAGCCGGCAGCGCGGACGAGGCGGAGUGCGCGGCGAUCGCGGAGGAAGUCUCCGCGUUCCAGGCUGAGUGCGAGGAAGAUUUGAAAGCCGCGGAGCCCAUCAUCCAAGCCGCCGAGGCGGCGCUGAAUUCGCUGGAUAAAAAGUCGCUGGGCGAGCUCAAGUCCUUCGGCUCUCCCGCCGCGGAGGUUGUUCAGGUGGCGUCGGCGUGCAUGGUGCUCACCGCCCCGGGCGGGAAGAUCCCGAAAGAUCUCUCGUGGAACGCCGCGAAGAAGUCGAUGGGCUCGGUGGAUAAGUUCCUCAACGACCUCAUCAACUUCGACAAGGACAACACCCCGGAGAAUUGCGUCGAGAAGUGCGAGAAGGAUUACCUCUCCAACCCCAACUUCAACCCGGAGUACAUCGUGAACAAGUCCGGCGCCGCCGCCGGCUUGUGCGCGUGGGUCGUGAACAUCUGCAAGUACUUCCGCAUCUACCAAGUCGUCGCGCCGAAGCGCAAGCUCCUCGCGGAGGCGAACGCGAAGCUCGACGCGGCGAACAAGAAGCUCGCGGGGAUUCGCGCCAAGGUGAAGGAGCUCCAAGACAAGGUGGCGGCGCUGGAAGAUAACCUCAUGAAGGCGACGGAGGAUAAGAACGCCGCCAUCGCGCAGGCGGAGAAGACGCAGAAUAAAGCCAACCUCGCGGACCGCCUCGUGAACGGGCUGUCCGGAGAGAACAAGCGUUGGGGCGCGGCGAUCGAGCAGUUUGGCGUCCAGGAGACGAAGCUCGUCGGCGACGUCCUCGUCGCGUCGUCCUUCGUCUCCUACGCCGGCGCGUUCAACUCCAAGUUUCGUAAAUUUCUCGUCGAAGAAAAGUGGCUGCCGGAUCUCAUCGAACGCGAAAUUCCGAUGACGCAAGGGAUCGUGCCGCUGGACGUCCUCGCGACCGCGGGACAGAUGGCGCAGUGGGGCAUCGAGGGCUUGCCCACGGAUCCGCUGUCGAUCGAAAACGGCGCCAUCAUGAGCUCCGCCGCGCGGUGGUCGCUCAUGAUCGACCCGCAGCUUCAGGGCAUCCGAUGGAUCAAAGAAAAGUGGGGCGAUAAACUUAAGAUCAUCCAGCUGUCCAAGGCGAACUACAUCAACGACGUCGAGCACUGCAUCGAGAACGGGAUCCCGCUGAUGAUUGAAAACUUGCAGGAUGACAUCGACGCGGUGCUGGAUCCGGUGGUGGCGCGUCAGACGACGCGACGCGGGCGCAACGUCGUGAUGAAGCUCGGCGACAAAGAGGUGGACUACGACCCAAACUUCAAGCUGUACCUGCAGACGAAGCUGUCGAACCCGCACUACAAGCCCGAGAUCGCGGCGCAAGCGACGCUGGUGAACUUUUGCGUCACGGAGAAGGGUUUAGAGGACCAGCUCUUGGCGCUCGUCGUGUCCAAAGAACGCGCGGAUUUGCAGCAGCAGUCGUCGGACCUCGUCCGACAGCUCGGCGAGUACACCGUGCAAAUCACGCAGCUCGAAGACAACCUCCUCGUGCGUCUCUCCAACGCGCAGGGCGAUAUCCUGGAGGACAUCGAGCUCAUUGAAAACCUCGAGGAGACGAAGCGCACCGCGACGGAGAUCGCCGAGAAGGUGAUCCAAGCCAAAGAGACGCAAAAGAUCAUCGACGUGACGCGAGACGUCUACCGCCCCGUCGCCGCGCGCGGCGCGUUGCUCUACUUCCUCGUCGACGUCCUCAACGUCCUCGACCGCGUGUACCAGUACUCCAUGGCGAACUUUGUGUACAUAUUGAAGAAGGGCAUGGACGUCUGCCCCGGCGGCGCGGACAACACGCACGUGCCGCCGGAUAAGCGGCUCGCGGAGCCGCUCCCCGUGGAGAAGCGCGUCGAGGCGCUCAUCGAAUCGGUGUCGUCGCAAGUCUUUGGGUACAUCGCGAGCGGUCUCUUCGAGCGGCAUAAGCUCAUCGUCGCCGCGCAGCUCACGAUGAGCGUCCUGAAGAAGCAAGGGAAGCUCCCGGCGCAGCAGUUUGACUGGCUGUUGCGCGGGCCGCGCGUCGCGGGGGUGGAGAAUCCGCUCGAGGAGUGGAUCGCGCAAGGCAACUGGGAGUGCAUCCAGUCGUUGCAAGAGCUCGACGGCUACGGGCAACUGCCUGGGGAUCUUCAAGGGUCUGCGAAGCGCUGGCGCGAGUGGAUGGAGCUCGAGCGACCGGAGGAGGAGCCGAUGCCGGGGGAUUGGAAGAAGAUGGAGGAUUUCGAGAAGCUGCUGUUGUUCCGCGCGCUGCGGCCGGAUCGGAUGUCCAACGCGUUGUCCACCUUUGUCAAAUCCGUCAUCGGACAGAGGUACGUCACGUCGGCGGCGUUCGACCUCGCGGAGUCGUACAAAGAUUCCGCGCCGGGGACGCCAAUCUUCAUCUUCCUCUCCCCGGGCGUCGACGUCGCCGCCGCGGUGGAAGCGCUCGGUCUCAAGCUUGGGUUUUCGUCCGAAAACGGUCGCUACGCCGCCGUUUCGCUCGGACAAGGCCAAGAGCCGAUCGCGAUGAACAACCUGCAAAACUUCCACAAAAACGGCGGCUGGCUGCUGCUCCAAAACAUCCACCUCACGAUCGACUGGACGAACGGCCCGCUGGAGAAGACCGUGGACAAGCUCGCGGAGGGCGCGCACGCCGACUUCCGGCUGUUCCUCUCCGCGGAGCCGCCGCCGAGCCUCGAGCGCGGCAUCGCCAUCUCUCUCCUGCAAAACUCCAUCAAGCUCACGAACGAGCCCCCGGAGGGCAUGAAGCAAAACCUCAUGCGCGCGUACGGCAACUUCAACGAGGAGAUGUUCGAGGCGGCGUCCAAGCAGGGCGAGUUCAAGGCGAUCAUCUUCGCGCUGUGUUACUUCCACGCCGCGAUUCUCGAGAGGAAGAAGUUUGGCGUCGGGAACAUGCCCGACGCCGCGUCGGGCAUCGGCUGGAACAUGAAUUACCCGUUCAACACGGGCGACUUGCUCUGCUGCGGCCAGUGCGUGAACAACUACCUGGAGAACAACACCAAGGUGCCGUGGGACGACCUGAAGUACAUCAUCGGAGAGAUCAUGUACGGCGGGCACGUCGUCGAGGACUGGGACAGGAGGACAGUGGAGAUGUACCUCGAGUCGUACCUCCGAGAGGAACUCCUCGAGGGGAUCGAGUUUUUCCCGAAAUUCACCACGCCGCCGUCCAAUCUGAACCACCGGCAGACGAUGGAGUUCAUCCAAGAGACGUUCCCGACCGAGUCCCCGCUCGCGUUCGGGCUGCACCCGAACGCGGAGAUCGGGUUCAAGCUCCGAGAGGCGGAGCUCCUGUGCUCGUCCAUCUUGUCGCUGCAGCCUCGCGACGGCGGCGGCGAGGAGGGCGCGUCGGUGGAGGACCAAGCCAAGAUGGUGCUCGACGACCUCGUCGAGCGGCUCCCCGAUCAGUUCGACAUGGAAGACAUCCGCUCGCGCACGGACGACAUCACGCCGUACAUCAUGGUCGCGAUCCAGGAGUCGGAGCGCAUGAACGUGCUGCUCGCGGAGAUGAAGCGUAGCCUCGCGGAGCUCGACCUCGGCUUGAAGGGCGAUCUGACAAUGUCGGAUCCGAUGGAGACGCUUAUGAACGCGCUCGCCAACGGCUCCGUCGCCGGCGGCUGGGCGAAGCUCGCGUACCCGAGCCUCCGGUCGUUGUCGUCGUGGAUCUUUAACCUUCUGCAGCGCGUGGAGCAGCUCAACCUGUGGACCGCGGACUUGAACCUGCCGAAGGUUGUGUGGCUAUCGGGGCUGUUCAACCCGCAGUCGUUUUUGACGGCUGUCAUGCAGACGACGGCGCGUCGCAACGACUGGCCGCUGGACAAGACGGUGGUGUUGACGGAGGUGACGAAGAAGACGGUGGACCAGAUCGAGGCGGUGAGCAGAGAAGGCGCGUACAUCCACGGGCUCACGCUGGAGGGGUGCCGAUGGGACGAGAAGAUUGGCGUGCUGGAAGAGAGUCGCCCGAAGGAGAUGUUUUGCCCGAUGCCCGUGAUCACCAUUCGCGCCGUCACGGUGGACAAGGCUGAGAUGAAGGACGCGUACCAGUGCCCGGUGUAUAAGACAGAGCGGCGGUUCAGGGAAGAAGUUUUCACCGCGCAGCUCAAGUCGAAACACGGGCAGAUCAAGUGGACGCUGUGCGGCGUGUGUUUGUUUCUGGACGUGGUCUAAGAUGGAUGGAGGGACGCAGACGCGUCUUCAAAACCCAAAAAAAAAAAAUCAAAGAGACGGUAGACGGAGGAAAGGAAAAAAACCGGAAGAGACGCGUCCGUCGCGCCGCCGUUCAGUCGGCGGGCGACGCCGCGGCGGGAGGCUCGGUGUCAUUCGUAACCAGCCUUCGGCAAACGUCGCGGCGACGCCACGCGGGGGUCGCGUCUCUCAGUAGAAGAUAACUUAAUUAGCUCGAAGUAUUUGUGAUAAACCCAAGUACGCCUUCCUC
Messenger RNA from Micromonas pusilla CCMP1545, 13825 nucleotides. It is a transcript of the gene ODA-DHCB, whose product is annotated as flagellar outer dynein arm heavy chain beta. Gene Ontology annotation, biological process: cilium movement involved in cell motility. Gene Ontology annotation, cellular component: 9+2 motile cilium; dynein complex; axoneme. NCBI's taxonomy places the organism in Eukaryota, Viridiplantae, Chlorophyta, Mamiellophyceae, Mamiellales, Mamiellaceae. The record is from RefSeq and is a predicted model, not a curated record. Gene Ontology annotation, molecular function: ATP binding; minus-end-directed microtubule motor activity; dynein light intermediate chain binding. The transcript is spliced from 3 exons. Bases 1 to 13557 code for a protein of 4518 amino acids.